GCGCGCGUCUUCCUCCUGCACGCGCCGCCGCUAGACAAGCACUCUCGCUGGAGCUUCUGGCCCGCGCGUUCCCCUUCCUGUCUGGCUGUGGGGCGACCGGGACCCUGCACCGCCGUCGCGGCAGCAGCGGCAUCGCGGGCGGGCUCGGGCGGCCGCAGCGGCGCGCGAUACCCCGGGCGGACCGUACCACCGCUCGCCAGCACGCGGGGGGAGCCGCACGCGCCUCGGCGACCCCGCGGGGCUGAGGCGUCGCCGCGCCCGGCAGCGUGAGCGCAGAGCCGGCCUCGACCCAGAGCUCGGAGACCCGAGGGCCUCGCACGCUGCCGGCCCCACCCAUCCGGGCCGAGGAGGCCGCGGCAAUGGCCGAGACGGAGGAGCGGAGCCUGGACAACUUCUUCGCCAAGAGGGACAAGAAAAAGAAGAAGGAGAGGAGCAGCCGGGCAGCGAGCGCCGCGAGCGCAGCGGGCAGCGCCGGCGGGAGCAGCGGAGCCGCGGGUGCGGCGGGCAGCGGGGCAGGCGCGGGGCCCCGGCCGGGAGAUGGCGGGACCGCGAGCGCGGGGGCCGCCGGCCCAGGGGCCGCUACCAAGGCUGUGACGAAGGAUGAAGAUGAAUGGAAAGAAUUUGAGCAAAAAGAGGUUGAUUACAGUGGCCUCAGAGUUCAGGCAAUGCAAAUAAGUGAAAAGGAAGAAGAAGAUAAUGAAAAGAGAGAAGAUCCAGGUGAUAACUGGGAAGAAGGUGGAGGAGGAGGUGGUGGUAUAGAAAAGUCUUCAGGUCCCUGGAAUAAAACAGCUCCGGUACAAGCACCUCCUGCUCCAAUAAUUGUUACAGAAACCCCAGAACCGGCAAUGACUAGUGGUGUGUAUAGGCCUCCUGGGGCCAGGUUAACCACAACAAGAAAAACACCACAAGGACCACCAGAAAUAUACAGCGAUACACAGUUCCCAUCCCUUCAGUCAACUGCCAAGCAUGUAGAGAGCCGGAAGGAUAAAGAAAUGGAGAAGAGCUUUGAAGUAGUAAGACACAAAAAUAGAGGUAGGGAUGAGGUUUCAAAAAACCAGGCACUUAAACUUCAGCUAGACAACCAGUAUGCUGUGCUUGAAAAUCAGAAAAGCAGCCACACACAGUACAAUUAAGGAAUGGUCUUUGCUAACCCUUCUAAGGUAUCUAGACCACAGCUAACCACCAUGAACAGCCAUUCAUCAUCUGAUCUCUGCUGGAUCUACAGCAACCGAUGCAGACCACUUGAUUUAAGUGACUGGCCCUAUUGCACUAUGGAAGUUUGAAGUGUCACAGCUGCUCUUUAUGUAUAUUGGAUUUAGAGGAAUUUUCAUUGUUACAUAAAUGUGUGAACUAGAUUCCACAGUGUUCUUUCAUAAUUACUCUGCAAAUACAAAAAACCAAAACCUGCAGCCAGUGGUCAUUUCAAAAUCUUUUUGUGUUCAGAUACUGAGCCUUCGUAAGGGUUGACUACCUCAGAUUUGCUGCACUCAUUGUGGACUCAUGUGGAUCACAACUUCUGGAUAAGAAGGUUACAGCUAUUAAAUGUCGACAUGAACCUUGAAACCAGCUCUACCGGAUUCCUAUCAGAAAUCCUGCAGAAAGUCAGCCAUCUGGGUUCUGAUCUGCUGUAAAAGAUGAAGAUUUAAGUGACCUUAAUUGAUCUGUCCUGUGCCCCACCCUUAAGGAAUACUCGCUAGUAGGCUGUGGCUAUAUUAGACUUCCUGGAACAUGCUUAUCUCAAAAGAACUGAUGUGUUCAGAUCAUCUGUGUAGGGCUGUGAUUUGUAAUUUAAACUUUCAGUUGUGUUCUGAGGUAACCACAAAUUAAAUUCAACCAAACUUGGGUCCUCCAAGUGGGAAAGGGGGUGGGAGAGAGAAUAAUCUUGUUUCUCUUAGUAAUUUUUUAUUUGGAUAGUGCUUUUUCUUUGUUCCACAUUAAGGCCUUUUUUGCUUUGACUUGAAAUAAGUUCUUUGACAGAGCAUAUUGCUUGGUUAAGUAAGUAACCUGAAGUAUGCAUUAGAAUUGUGAAAUGUCUUGUGAAUUUGCCAAUCCCGAGAGUAGAACCAAAUAGCCUUUGAUGUAAAGGGCAGUGGAUGCCAGAGGCUCUACUUCAGGUGCUGCUAAAGCCUCCUCUAAUCAGGUCUAAGAUGUGUGGUAAACUGCAGUGGAAAGAGUGUGGUUUCUGCUCAGGCUAAGGGAUUCACUGACCUGUCCUUACAAAUUCAAAGCAAUGUAAGCGAAAACCUCAGCUAAAACCCAUGCAAGUUAAAGGGAUCAUGCGUGAUCUUUUAAGAAUUCCAUAUAUACUUGUGCCCAAAUUUAAGGUAUUGGAAGUUCUGUAUAUGCAGAGAUUGUCCCAGCUAGCUCUCUUAUCAACCUUUUGAUGUGUCUUUGUGUUGUUCAUUUGGAGUCAGGGUAAAAGACAGGUGAUGUAGCACUUCAUUUUUAAUAAUUACAGUUUAACUGUCUAGUAGUUUUUAGUCUUAAAAAGGGACUUGAAGCUACCCAGGAUUACAUAGAAAAGUUUCUUUCUACCUAAUGAGUUAGUCUGGCAGUUUCUUAGUUCUCUGUUGGUUCAACAGAAAUACUUCAGAGUGGUACGUGACCACCUGGUGCAGUCUGGGUUUCUCUAUAAUAAAUCCCUUUGCCACAUGCAGGAGGUGCAGACUUGCUACUGGCAAGAGUGAAGCAAAUGGGCGAGUAAAACUGUCCUGAUGUGGGGCUGUUUUCCUGUAGCAGUCCCAUCUUGAUGAACGUGUCAGCGCAGGAAUUGACUUCUAGGAGAUUACAGUAUCUCCUGACAGGACCUGCCAGCCACAUUUUUGCAAUAAUGUUGGCAUUAUUCGAGGUGGUGGGCAGGAUGCCUGCCUUCUGAUGUGUUUGGGUGGAAGUAACUGAGCCAGCCAAUGGGAGGGUGGAUUAUUAAACAAGAGAAACGGGAUUCUUGGUUAAACUGAAGACUUCAUUUGGGAACCAAAAACCUUAGUAAAUAAUCUCUUGGACCUUGAGCCACAUGUUUUCCCUGAAAAGUAUGCCUUUUUUCCAGCAAAAUUUUGUUGGGGUUAUGUUAUCGAGGAAUGAACUGAGGUGAAUAUGGAGGCGUUAUUUAAUGGCAUACUGUACUAGAAAUCUGAAGACCUGCAGCAGAUUUAAAUUCCAACUCUUGUUAUAACUUUUUAAAAGAUUGUGAAAAUAUCAAAAUGUACAUGAAUCAAGUUUUAAUAUACUGUAUGAUGGGUGGAUGAGGCUGUCCAUUGUACCAUUUCUUUCUUUGAAUUCUCAGGCAUGGUUUGGCAGUGCAAGAACUCUGUAACAUUAACAAAUUCAAUAAAAAGUAAAUAUAUGGA
This is a messenger RNA of Propithecus coquereli (Coquerel's sifaka), 3347 nucleotides long. It is a transcript of the gene CDV3, whose product is annotated as CDV3 homolog (mouse). The transcript is spliced from 5 exons. Gene Ontology annotation, cellular component: cytoplasm. The coding region runs from base 360 to 1133 and encodes 257 amino acids. NCBI's taxonomy places the organism in Eukaryota, Metazoa, Chordata, Mammalia, Primates, Indriidae. The record is from RefSeq and is a predicted model, not a curated record.